Messenger RNA from Mycena citricolor, 1309 nucleotides. NCBI's taxonomy places the organism in Eukaryota, Fungi, Basidiomycota, Agaricomycetes, Agaricales, Mycenaceae. The record is from the annotation of a GenBank genome assembly.
AUGAGCGCUGCAGAUACCCAGGAGCAACUGUGCGCGCCCUACCUCUCCCCCAGCGCCCCAUCCGAACCUGACCCGUCUGUCUGCGCGCAGAAACUGGAACUACUACAGCAGCCUCGUGUCGUUCACGCUCCUGUACUACGACUACGUCCUCACGCUCGAAUGGGAGGUCGCGCGGUACUGGGGGCUGCGGUGCACGGCCCCCAGCGUCCUCUUCUUCCUGAACCGGUACGGGACGUUGUUCGGGAUGGUCCCGGUGGUGAUGCAGAACUUCUGGGCCGCGGAGAGCUCGCCGCGGAAAUUCGCGUAGAUGUGAGUCAGCACCCGUGUGUUAUCUGUAUUUGCAUAGGAUGCUGGAAUGAACCCUGGUCCGUAGAUGCGACGUGCUGGAAAUGUACCACAGCUUCUUCUCGCUGGUCAUCCAGAUCAUCAUCGGGGGUGUGUCCUGUGUCCCCCCCUGCUGCCCGUCCCACGGAAUUGUUGACUGCGUCCCCAGUCAUGCUGAUUCUCCGGACCUACGCCCUCUACGAACGCAGUAGGCGCGUGCUCGGGUUCGUCGUGGGCGUCGCGGCCCUGGUCAUCGCUGUGGCCGUGUGGGCUGUCGUAGCAGGCCCGACGACGGCCGCCGAUGUCAAGAUGCCGCCGCUCGAUCUGGACCGCGGGUGCGCGGCUGGUGUCACCCGUUCCCAGGCCGCGGGGCUUGCGAUCGCGUGGUCCAGCAUGAUGCUGUUCGACUGCGUGAUCUUCGUGCUGACGCUGUACCGCGCGCUGAGCCGUCGGCGGGCGCUGGGCUUCCAAUUAUUGACGGUGCUGCUUCGUGAUGGUGCGAUCUAUUUCGGCGUUAUGGUUCUCAUCAACGUCGCCAAUAUCCUGACCUUCUUCAUGGGCAAGGUGGAUAUUAUGUUCACAUCCGAUUUCCUAGUCGCCUGCUCAUCUUGCAACCAACAGCCCUAUACCAAGGGUGUGCUCGCCACAUUCACCAGCACGAUAUCCUCUGUCAUGAUAUCCCGGCUGAUGCUCAACCUGCGCGACCCAGGACUCCAGAAAAUGCCGGCAUCGCACGGCACCGGAACCACAAGCAUGUCUCUGGGAAGCGGGACCGAUGCUCCGGCCCAUGGUGUCUUUUCGACGUAUGUAAGCCAGGCCGAGACGGCGAACACCGCUGGUACCGGAUAUUAUUCGGAUCAUAUGGAGCUCGAGCAGCGCCUGGGUGGAAGAUGAUGCUUUCCAGAGACACAUUAAUACCUGCAUAAAGACUUGAUACAGCAUAGAGACCCGAUACUUACCGCACUUACUCCUGAUUGUAUUGAUA